ACGCAAGGGACACGCACGGGUCUCUUGCGUCUGCGUCGCUCUGAAAACGCAGAAGCAUAAACUAGGCUUUAGCUCCGCCCCACACUGCAGGUGCCAUCAUGCCGUUGAGUGUCUUGACAGCUGCGUGGCUGCACAGGUGCUGCAUGGAUUAGUUUAUUCUAGCACAACCAAAUGUAAGCCUCCUUGAAAUGGACACAAGGGGACGUAGGUUGACCCUGGAGGGUCCGCCCAGAGGGAAUCCCCUCACCUUUCCCUUCGGUUUGGCUGAAUUUUGCGUUGAUGCCGUCACCACCUGUUUCUCUCAGAACUCAGAGAAACGCUGCAUCCCCAUCGGCCUCAGCUUUCUAUCCAUGCUGGUUUUGCUGCUGUCAUGCUUUCUCUUCGUGUAUCAGAGGUGCACAUUUCGAGGAGAAGCCUCAGGAGGAACCAUCUCCCUCUACGGCUUCCUCGGUGACCUGUGCAGCACCAUAGGAGCCAUUCUGUCCAGACAGCUGCAUAUUCAGGUUUUGAUGGGUGCUUUUGCUGCUACUGUAGAUGCUGUUAAUUGUAUUUCUUGCUGCUCCCAUGUGCUCCUGCACUGGAACUCGAGAGAAGGCAGGAGGCUGAGGAUGAUGAAAGGGCGGAGGAGGCAGCACCUCCUCGCUGUGUGUGUACUGAUGGUUGUUGCAGGAGGCUUUUGGAAAUCCAGAGCGUCCCACCUCCCAGCAGUAAGGCCUCCCUUAGACAGGAGGAGACUGCUGUUUGCCACCCUCCAGGACAACACUGAAGUCCUGGGUUACGUACUUGGCCUCCUCUCCUGUGUCAUCGCAUGCACCUCCAGGUUCCCUGCUCUCUGCAGAGCAUACAGAGGACUAGUGUUGACCCGGGCCAACAUGUUCUCCAGACUGCUGUGCUCACUGUCCGGUGCCCUCUAUGCUGCUGCCGUACUGCUCUGUGACACUCGGGUUGGGUUUCUUCUGAGAGUCAUGCCGUGGCUGCUGUCGGCAACCGGCUGUGUCACCAUUGACCUUCUCAUUCUUGUCGUCCACUGUUGGAGGAGAGGAACUACGCAGAAGCUUACAAGUGUGUCUCCAGACGAAGAGAGCCUCUUAAGUAGCUCCUGCGCCCUCACUGAAGAUAACGCUGUCAUGAAGAGACCAGGAAAACAGCAACUUCAUUCUUCAGCAGGGACUAAAACAAAUGUCCGGAAGGUGACAGAGAUGGGUGGUUAUAUGGAUGUCGAUGUCGACGCCGCAGGAGAAAUGUGUCUUAAGGAGGCGGUGGAGGCCCGGUGCCUCAGCCAGACGGUGCGCGUUAUCAGAGUGGACAGUUUCUGCUCCUCGGACACGUCUUGUGACUCUUCUCUGGUCGACUCUGACCUGGAGGUGGGUUGGAGCCCUGUUUAGCCCUGUUGUGGGAUUGUGAGGCUUGACAACAGGACGUAGACAACCUUCCACCAAAAGAAUGGCCAGCAAACCCCAAACUGAAUAACAUCUGCACCUGCGCCGGCCCUGCAAGAUGGGGGGGAAAAAAAGUCAAACCAACUAAUGUAAAUCUGCAUUAGUAAAGUGAUCUGGUGCAUUCAUUUCAGGGGAAAUAAAAAGUGUCAACAGCAAAA
Gasterosteus aculeatus aculeatus (three-spined stickleback) is the source of this 1597-nucleotide messenger RNA. RefSeq names its product transmembrane protein 44 (gene tmem44). Gene Ontology annotation, molecular function: basic amino acid transmembrane transporter activity. Gene Ontology annotation, cellular component: membrane. The record is from RefSeq and is a predicted model, not a curated record. NCBI's taxonomy places the organism in Eukaryota, Metazoa, Chordata, Actinopteri, Perciformes, Gasterosteidae.